Messenger RNA from Rotaria sp. Silwood1, 615 nucleotides. NCBI's taxonomy places the organism in Eukaryota, Metazoa, Rotifera, Eurotatoria, Philodinida, Philodinidae. The record is from the annotation of a GenBank genome assembly.
AUGUCGACAUACAAAUUGUAUUAUUUCAACACACGUGGUCGUGCUGAAAUUGCUCGCCUCAUUUUUGCUGCUGCCGGACAACAAUACGAUGACAUUCGAUAUGAACGAUCUGAAUGGCCAUCACAUAAAGCCGAAAUGCCACUAGGUCAAAUUCCUGUACUAGAAUUCAAUGGCGUGAAACUGCCUCAGUCGAUAGCCAUCGCUCGUUUUCUUGCCAAACAAUUUCAUCUUGCAGGUAAAGAUAAUUUGGAAGAAGCUAAAGUCGAUGCUGUCGUUGAUACUGUGGGUGAUCUUGCUAUUAAAUACAUGUCAUUUCGUAGAGAAGAAGAUACAAUAAAAAAACAAGAAGCUCUAAAGCAUAUGCUCGCAGAAGUACCCAAGCAUUUUACCAAUCUGGAAACAUUGGCCAAAAUGUACAAUGAUGGUGGUUCAUUCUUCGUCGGAAAUCAGCUAACUUGGGCUGAUCUAUGUGUGUAUGAAAUGAUUGAUAUUCUGCUUUCACUCAAUGAUCAUGUUCUUGCCGAUUAUUCAUGGUUGAAACGCAACCGUGAAGAAGUUGAAAAGCAACCGAAUAUUGCUACUUACGUCAAAAGCCGACCACCAUCGAAAAAUUGA